UUCGAGACCGUCGAAAUCUGCAGCAAUCAGCCAUUCAUCCAAAAAUGCCGUCUUCUACAGCGGUCACGACCAAGGUGACCUCCGGGUCUCCUUACCAGCUUGACAACACCCAGGUCACUCGCGCCUCUUCUGCGCUCCUGAAACACAUCAAAUCUUCGCAAGAGGAGAAGGAGAAGUCGGCGACCAAGAAGACUCUUAUCGGCGACAACGAUGGCGACUCCGACGAAGAAGACAGCCCCAUGCACAACGAAGCCAUUUGGCUCGUGCUCACCACGAAGAAGCACGUUGUUGACAAGAACCGCCUGAAGCCCGGCAAGAUCAGCAUCCCUCACUCCCUCAACGCCUCGUCCUCCCUCAGUGUCUGCCUUAUCACCGCCGACCCGCAGCGCGCGGUCAAGAAUAUCGUCGCCGACUCGUCCUUCCCUCAACACCUCUCCUCCCGCAUCGACAAGAGCUUUGAGAGCCGGCGACAACUGCUCUCGGAGCAUGACGUUUUCCUGGCGGACGACCGCAUCGUCAUGCGCCUGUCCAGCAAGCGCCCCAUUCCCAUUCGCAUUGCCGAGAUCGAGAAGGUGGAUGGCAAGAAGGUGAAGAAGGACCCCAAGCAGAAGUCGAAGGAGGAUGAUAGCGCUUUUGCGUCCCCCGCUAUCGUCGCCAAGGAGAUCGAGAAGGCCCUCAGCUGUGCCGCCGUACACCUUGCCCCCGCCACCACCGCCGCCAUCCGCGUUGGUAACUCCAAGUUCACUUCCCAGCAGCUGGCCGAGAACGUCGACGCCGUUGUCAAGGGAUUGACCGAAAAGUUCAUCACCAAGGGCUGGAGGAAUAUCAAGGCUCUUCACGUGAAGGGCGCGAACACGAUGGCCAUGCCCAUCUGGUUGGCCAGCGAGCUGUGGGUUGACGAGGCCGACGUCGUCGAGCAGGCACCGGAGGACGAGACCAAGGCCAUCGAAGGAGGCAAGAACAAGAAGCGCAAGCAGAGCGGAGAGGAGGAGAAGCAGCUCGAAGCUCCCAAGAAGAACAAGAAGUCCAAGGCUACCGAGGAUGACGAUGACAAUGCGGCCGCCCGCAAGGAGAAGCUUCAGAAGCAGAAGGCCAAGGCCCUCGAGGAUGGCAAAGAGCCCGCGGCUGGAGCUGGCAAGAAGAAGAGAAACGGCGUUCUCAUUCUUUUUUAUUUACUUUCCUCACACUCGCCCACCAUGAUCCCAAUCGCUAGACACUCUGCUCUGCGGGCCGUCCGCUCGCAACUCCGCCCGCGGGCGUUCAACCAGCCCGCAGCCUCUGCGCUCGCCCGCCUCCUCUCGACUCUGGCCGUGCUCGAACAGCGAGGGGGCAAGCUCGAGAACUCCUCGCUCUCGGCAAUCGCAGCUGCUCAGAAGCUCGGUGGCCCCGUUACCGCAUUCGUCGCCGGAAACAACGUCAAGGGAACCUCUGCCGCCGAGGCGGCCAAGAUCAAAGGCCUGGACAAGGUUGUGGCCGUGGACAACGAGGCCUACGAGAAGGGUCUCCCCGAGAACUACGCUCCCCUCCUCGUGGAGAACAUCAAGAAAGGCGAAUUCACCCACAUCAUCGGUGGCCACUCGGCUUUUGGAAAGAGUCUUCUUCCCCGCGUCGCCGCUCUGCUGGACGUCCAGCAGAUCUCCGAUAUCACUAGCAUCGAGAGCGAGGACACUUUCGUCCGUCCCAUCUAUGCCGGAAACGCUAUCCUGACCGUCCAGUCGACCGACCCUACCAAGGUGAUCACCGUGCGAGGAACCGCCUUCCAGGGCGUUGAGACGGAGGGUGGCUCCGCGGAGAUCGUCGAGGGCGCUGACCCCAAGGCUCCCGCCCAGACCGAGUGGGUGUCCGAAGAGCUUGCCAAGUCCGAGCGCCCCGACCUGGCGACUGCCUCCCGCGUCGUGUCCGGUGGCCGUGGAUUGAAGUCGAAGGAGGAAUUCGACCGGGUCAUCGUGCCCUUGGCUGACUCGCUGGGUGCCGCCAUCGGUGCCUCACGUGCGGCCGUCGACAGCGGCUUCGCCGACAACAGUCUGCAGGUCGGUCAGACCGGAAAGAACGUCGCCCCUCAACUAUACCUCUGCGCUGGUAUUUCGGGUGCCAUCCAGCAUCUGGCUGGUAUGAAGGACAGCAAGGUCAUUGCGGCUAUCAACAAGGACCCCGAUGCGCCUAUCUUCCAGGUUGCUGACGUCGGUCUUGUCGGUGACCUUUUCGAUAAGGUGCCCGAGUUGACUGAGAAGUUGAAGAGCCAGUAAUUGCUUUUCUUGUCUAUGUUUCUUGUAUCAUGAUGUUUGUUUAUCUCCUUGCGAGCUUUCAGGUUUAGAUGAAUUAUACAGUAUACCACCUUAUCUGGGGAUUAUCU
Molecule: messenger RNA, 2353 nt
Organism: Aspergillus steynii IBT 23096
Lineage: Eukaryota; Fungi; Ascomycota; Eurotiomycetes; Eurotiales; Aspergillaceae
Product: electron transfer flavoprotein alpha-subunit
Exons: 8
Coding region: 45-2246 (733 amino acids)
Cellular component (GO): mitochondrion
Molecular function (GO): flavin adenine dinucleotide binding; electron transfer activity
Source: RefSeq, a predicted model, not a curated record